CUGUCAAGAUGAAACUGCAUAUAGGGAUACUACUCAUAGUAGGUUCAAGUGUUGCGACGCAUUUAAUAUCUUCAGACGAUCUUCAAAAAGUAUUCGUGAGGUAUGCCAAAAAUGAAGCAUCUGAAUAUGAUAAGAAAACCAUCCAAGAUGCGUUAAACAUUUACUGGCCAGCAUCAAGCGAGGCGAAAAUUCAAAACGAAAGGAGACCUGGAGAAAGUGUCACCUGCUUAAUAUGCCGAAGUGCAUUCGGAGCACUCUUCGACUUGGUUCGCGAAGGAGCGACUGACCAGACAUUGAUCUCAUCUGUAUCUACAUUAUGCGCAUCACUCGGGUUCGUUACCCCACGGGCUUGCCGCGGAAUCAUCGAACUGAAUAUCCCAAUUCUCACGCACAUUAUUAAGACAACACCACAGGCGCUACCAAGAACAUUUUGUGGUCUAGUGCUGCAGAGAAGCGACAAUCCCUUGUACUGUGCAUAUGACGAUCCCAGAUUUCAAUGGACUGUGGAUUUGCCCAGACAACGCGCUAACAGAAACAAAAGAGAAUCCGAAGAUAGGAAUACACCUCUUACUAUAGCCGUCAUCUCAGAAGCGCAUAUAGACCCACUGUACCAACCAAACGGCGUAGCAGACUGUGACGAACCAACUUGCUGUAGGAAAGGGCAAAAACCACGUACACAAAUAUACGAAUACUCUUCAGAAGAACCUUUGACUGGAGAUGCGGUGACCAAAAUAAAUAACGAAGAUAUGCUCAACCUAGAUAUUUCUGCUCAAAUGAGAAAUAGGACAAAAGUAAAGCGCGUGGACAGCAGAAAUUCGCCACCAGCUGGGUUUUGGGGCGACUAUCGGAAUUGUGAUACCCCGCUAUGGGCGUUUGAUGACGCUAUACAGAGAGUUGCCUCAGCGCAUCGGAAUGUGGAUGUUGUUUAUUACAUGGGAGACAGCAUAGAUCACCAUGUAUGGGAGACUACUUAUGAACUAAUCAAUGAAGUAAAUGCUCACAUUAUCGACAAAAUGAGGAAGGAAUUUGGAAACAAUGUUCUUGUGGUACCAUCCAUCGGGAACCACGAGUCCCAACCGACUAACCAAUUUGCACCAACUACCGUCAGAGGCGCCAAACUCAACACAACAUGGCUCUACGAGGGCUUGGCCAAAAAGUGGGACUUCUACUUAAACGCGGAAGCUAAAGCUUCGGUGCGCCAACGGGGUGCCUUUGCGAUGCGUGUCCGACCCGGUUUACGCGUCAUCUCUGUGAAUAACAACGUUGCUUUUAAAUCGAACUGGUGGCUAGUCUAUGAUCCGCUUGAUGCAAAGAGACAUUUGGAUUGGCUUGUGCAGGAGUUACAUAAAGCGGAGAUAGCUGGUGAUAAGGUCCAUAUACUCGGGCAUAUACCACCUGGAGUACACGACUUCAUAUACACGUGGACGAGGGAGUAUAACAGAAUUGUUACGAGAUUCGCUUCGACGAUCGCCGGUGAAUUCACGGGUCAUACGCAUGGGGACGAAUUCAAGAUAUUCUACAGCUUACAAAACGGCCGUCCGAUAAGCAUAGCUUGGGGCGCGGGCAGUGUUACCGCUUACACUAACUUCAAUCUAAACUACAAGAUCGCGACCAUCGAUCCGAGGAGUUUUGAACCAACAAACUUUGUCAGUUAUAUCUACAACCUGACAGAAGCUAACUUGAACCCGAAUGUACGUCCACGCUGGUUCCAGCUGUACGACUUAAGAUCAGCCUUUGGACUUCGAGACCUUUCCCCUACAUCGAUGGACGCUUUAGUGAAUAGAAUGGCCACCCAAAGGAAUAGAAACCUCAUAGGCCUGUACUCGAAAUUCCUCUUAAAGAUGAGUGACAGAAGGUGGCCUUAUUGCAACGAUUGGUGCAAGAUUGAUAAUCUGUGCAGAUCUGUGGUGACUGUUCUUUGGCGUCGAGAAAAAUGCGAUGAACUUCGACGACUUUUCUGGCUAGCCUAAUGUCACUAUUACACACAGAACUAAGAACAUAUACAACGUGUAAACGAAUUACAGCUUUUCUUUGCCUCUAUAUUCUACAGUCAGCAUCUUGAUAUAUUUGCUUCAAUACAAAUGUCCCUAUUUCCUAUGGAUUGCCGGCUUAAUAUCUAACGUCCCUAUUCCUUAGUCUGCAGCUUUAAAUAUUUUGCUUCUGUACAAAAGUCCCUAUUCCCUGCAGUCUGUAGCUUGGUAUCUUUCACUUCUAUACACAUUUCCCUAUUCCCUACAGUCAACAGCUUGGUAUCUUUUACUUCUAUUCAAAAGUCCAUAUUCCCUAGAGCCUACAGCUUGGUAUUUAUCACUUCCAUACAAAUUUCCUAAUUCCCUACAGUCAACAUCUUUGCAUCUUUUGCAUCAAUACAAAUAUGCCUAUUCCCUAAAGAUUGCAGGCUUGGUAUCCAACGUCCUUUUUCCCUAGUCUGCAGCUUUUUAUCUGUCGCUUCUAUACAAAAAUCCCUAUUCCCUACAGUCUGCAGCUUGGUAUCUUUUGCUUCUAUUGAAAAGUUCAUAUUCCCUACAGUCUGCAGCUUGGUAUCUUUUGCUUCUAUUCAAAAGUUCAUAUGCCCUACAGUCUGCAGCUUGGUAUGUUUUGCUUCUAUUCAAAAGUUUAGGGACUUUUAUACAACUGCGAUAUUCUUAUCAUCUGCUGUUAACAACUUGGUCGAUCGACCUAAAGGAUUCUUGCCUAAAAACUUCGUUUAAGCUAUCCGAGUCACUCGACGGUCAGCUUAAAAAUAACUGUUAUUUAUAUAUGCGCUAUCC
Pararge aegeria (speckled wood butterfly) is the source of this 2771-nucleotide messenger RNA. Its product is annotated as sphingomyelin phosphodiesterase-like. Lineage: Eukaryota; Metazoa; Arthropoda; Insecta; Lepidoptera; Nymphalidae. Gene Ontology annotation, biological process: ceramide biosynthetic process; sphingomyelin catabolic process. The record is from RefSeq and is a predicted model, not a curated record. Bases 9 to 1970 code for a protein of 653 amino acids. Gene Ontology annotation, cellular component: lysosome. The transcript has 10 exons. Gene Ontology annotation, molecular function: acid sphingomyelin phosphodiesterase activity.